This is a messenger RNA of Bursaphelenchus okinawaensis, 1262 nucleotides long. Lineage: Eukaryota; Metazoa; Nematoda; Chromadorea; Rhabditida; Aphelenchoididae. The record is from the annotation of a GenBank genome assembly.
AUGAACAACCCAACCGGCUACAGUAAUUUCUCACCUAUUUCUCCUAUUUCUCCGCCGAUAUUUCCAACCUUGUCGAGUAUGGGCAACAACUCACCAACUUUGUUCAACUAUCCUCAAACGUCCGUACCUCAUGACAGUGGUGACAACGAUAGUGGAUCGAAAGAGGAUAGUAAGUAUUACCUUUUAGGAUAGGAGAGUGUAAAAUAAGGUAAAAAAAUAAAUAAAAAAAGUCAUUUUUAGUAUCCCGAACAGACAGUGAAAGUAUAAAGCGUCGAAACCGUACUUCGUUCUCUGAUCAGCAGUUAAUGUGCUUGGAGAAAGCCUUUAAAGACUCACAGUAUCCGGAUCUAAAAGUCAGAGAUCAACUAUGCAAAGAUACGAAACUGCCUGAGAAUAAAAUUCAGGUAAGGUUUACAUUUUUAAAAUACAUUGGGUAUACUGUCUGCAUUUUAAAUUUGAACUUUCUAUCACGUUUUACCCUUCAGAAAAAAAUUUUUAAAAAGUUACAAAUUUCUUGAAACACCCUGUAAAUCUAUGCUUUCGAAAAAUUCCUUCCCUGCUCUGUUUGACCCUACCCUACCCUGACUUACUUUGCCCUAAAUUAUAUUCGGAUCUUCAAGCGGUCCUACAGAUAAUGAAACCAGGUAUUAUAAACCUAAACAAUCACUUCAACAACCCGAGAGAUAGGUAUAAACGAUUUACCUCCAAUAAACAAUAUAUACCAAUAGUAAAACUACAAUAUAUAUUAUAACAAGAUCAAUCCGCAAAACGGCGGUCGUGUGCGGUAAACGUUCCCACUGUUGUCACAUGUCUCCCGAAUCUCCUCCUGAUUGACCGUCCUCUCCUUUUAUCGUGCUGGCGAUCGUACGCGGUGCGGAAUGCCAAGUACUGCUCGUUGUCGUGGCGGGACCUGAAUGGUGCGCUCGUGCGGGGUCCAACUUUAUUUUUUAUUUCAACAAUGAUUUAAAUCUCAGGUAUGGUUCAAAAACCGUCGUGCCAAACACAGAAAACACUUGAGAAACUUACCAUUGAAUGAAAGUAACAAAGACGUUGAGAACAACUGCUUAACGCCUAUAAAGAAUACGUCACCUACCGUGAUUUGUAAGUUUAAAAAAUUGUUUAAAUCCUCCCAGCGUUAGUUAUCUAUCUUUGUGCUCUUUAUGACUAACAUAGGUUUUUUUUCAGCGUGGACUCCAGAAACUAUAUUAAACCUGUACAACCCGGUGUACUUCUCAAACGUUGCAACAAACUUAGGUGAAUGA